This is a messenger RNA of Drosophila mojavensis, 4741 nucleotides long. Its product is annotated as leukocyte receptor cluster member 8 homolog. Bases 74 to 2812 code for a protein of 912 amino acids. Gene Ontology annotation, cellular component: nucleus. The transcript has 5 exons. Lineage: Eukaryota; Metazoa; Arthropoda; Insecta; Diptera; Drosophilidae. The record is from RefSeq and is a predicted model, not a curated record.
UGUAAAGGUAAGUUCCAAAAGGUUAAAGUGCUCAAACAUAAUACGUAAAUACCAUACGUAACGGUACGAAAAAAUGUCCGAUGCGAUGAGCGCACCGUCGCCAUUAAUACCCCAGCUGCAAGAGAUGCAGCAGCAACAACAACAACAACAACAAAACUCCAGCUCUGCCAAUGCGCAGCAAUGGAACAACUACGCAUGGUGGCAGCAUCAUGGUGGCAAUGCAGCCGCCUAUCAACAACAAUAUCAACAAUACUAUCAAUAUUAUAUGCGCUAUCAGCAGCAGCAACAGCAGCAACAACAACAGCAGCAGCAGGUAACAUCGACUAUUAGUUCGUCGAAUGCGCCGCCUGGGUUUAGUAAUGCUCUGGCGGCACCUCCGCUACCUACGGCACCACCACCGCCACCACCACCUCCUGCUCAGUCAGGUAAUAAAAAUCAGCAGCAGCAACAACAACAGCAGCAGCAGCAGCAGCAGCAGAAAAAUUUUGGUGGCAUACGCUUCAACUUGAAUUUGAAUCAAAAACGUUUGGCAAAUGCACCAAAUCCGCUGCAGCAGCAACAACAACAGCAGCAACAGCAACAUCAACAACAUGCAAUGCAGCAGCUUAAUCAAUAUAAUAACAUGAACAACAAUUCCAACAAAAAGAAGCGCAAGCGAAAUAAUAAAAACAACAAUAACAAUAACAUGAACAACAAUAUGAGCAUGAACAAACAACAACAACAACAGCAGCAGCAACAGCAUAGUGGUUAUGAAGCGUCGCAUCCUGCCUUUCCGGGUAUUUCUCUAAAUCCAUUCGCCGCACCAAUCGUGCCGCCGACGCCAGACUUAAGCAAGCCACCACCCCCUUUGCCCUUAAUACCAACACCUCUAGCGGCAGCAGCAGCAGUUGUUGCUCCACAACAACAACAACAGCAGCAGCAGCAAUCGCCGUUAGCGGUCUUGGAGCCCCAACAACCAAAGCAGCAGCAGCAGCAGCCACAACUGACACCAGCCGCAGCAGCAUUUAAACGUCCCAAUAAUAGCUUUCAGAUGGCCUCGAAUGAUUCGUGGCCAGAUUCGUUGAAUCAGUAUGUGGCGCGAUGCUAUUCCAAGUGCACCACCGACUUGGACAAGGAUCAAAUUGAUAUAUGUCUGAAGGGUAAAAUUAUUGCCGCUGCCAACCGCAACGAACUCUGGACACGUGAUUGGGACAAUGAGCCCAUGCCCACGGUGCAUAGCGAGCGCGAUGCCAUCGAUGUGGUGCUCAGCAAUGUGACGCCUCCGCAGCCGCAGCGCAGCAAUUACUUUAACAAAAAGCAGCAACAGCAAUCACAGUCACAAUCGCACCAAACACCACAAAAGCCCGGUCAAAAGACGCAAAAUGUGAAUCACUUUAAGCAGAAGGCGAAUGCCUUUAAUAAAUUUGCAAACGGCAACCACGGACACCACCAACAGCAGACGUCGCGCUAUUCCAGGAGUCGCUCUCGUUCGCCCACAUCGUCCACUUCUUCGACAUCGAAAUAUAAUAAUAGGAAACGUUACUCGCGCUCACCAGUUUCUCGUUCGCGUUCUCGAUCCCGUUCCCGUUCUCGUUCCCGUUCCCGUUCUCAAUCGCGUUCGCGUAGCAGCAGUGCCGGCAGUCCACCAGCUCGCAAGGUGCUCCGUAAGACAGGCUCGAAUGAUUCGUUGAGCAGCGAUUUUAUACCCAUCAAUUCGAAUAUGUCCAGGAAACAGCAGAAAAUGCUAAUGAAGAGGAACAAGCGUGCCGCGGCCGCCGCUGCAGCCGUUGCAGGGAAAAAGAAGACGCCACAUUUCUAUGCUACGCAUUCGUCGUCGGUUGGCGGUGCUGUUGAUGAUGACACAGCGCGCUUGCAACAGCGUGCGGCACGUUUCUCACAGACGAGCGGUGGCUCGGCUAAGAAAUCUGUCGUCGCAAUUGUAAGCUCACCGUUUGGUCUCACCACGGCCAAGCACAAGAAGAGAUUGCAGGCCUCGGCGGCAGCAUCUCGCUCAUCGUCGGCCAUGUUCUACGAGGAUGAUGCUGGUGCGGGAGCUGCGGGCUUAGAUUUACUCGAUUUGCAUAUUGUAGGCACAUGUAGGGAUUUAGAAAAGUCUUUCUUGCGUCUGACCAAAGCGCCUUCAGCAUUCGAAGUGCGCCCCGUUGAGGUGCUCACCCACUCGUUGGCCAAUGUAAAGAGUAAAUGGCGAGCCAACCAGGAUUAUCAUUAUGCGUGUGAUCAGUUGAAGUCCAUACGCCAAGACCUCACUGUCCAAGGUAUACGCGAUAAAUUCACCGUUGAGGUAUAUGAGACGCAUGCGCGCAUUGCCAUGGAGAAGGGUGACCACGAAGAGUUUAAUCAGUGUCAGACACAGUUAAAGAUGCUCUACUUGGAAUUGGGCAACAGCAGCAAUUCACUCGAGUUCACAGCCUAUCGCAUUAUCUAUUACAUAUUCACGAAAAAUACCUUGGACAUUACAACGGUGUUGCGUUCUAUAACAGCUGAUCAGCGCGAGAAUCCUGCCAUUGCGCAUGCUCUAGAUUUUCGUUCCGCUUGGUCGCUGGGAAACUACUGCAAACUCUUUGAGCUGUAUAAAAAGGCACCGCUCAUGUCAGGCCAUAUGAUUGAAUGGUUCUUGGAGCGCGAGCGCAAGGCAGCACUGCGCGUAAUUAUUAAAUCCUAUCGUCCCAACAUUAGUGUCGACUAUGUGUCAAAUCUGUUGGCCUUUGAUAGCACUGAGAAGUGCAAAGAAUGGUUAGAUACCUUCAGUUUACCCUAUGCCGCAGAUGGUGCUCAAAUUGAUUGCAAAAAUGCAGCUGCGAUUGCCAUUUGAAGCCUCAGAGCUAGUCUAUUAGGCGUUCUGAAUUAAACUUCAAUCCGUAGUGGAGUCGUGGAGCGUUGUGGCUAGGGCGCCACUCAGCAAGCACUCCAUUAAAAACAAGACACAACAAAUCAACUAGCCAUCCGUUUGAAAACUGUUCGGCUCUUAAUAAGCAGAACUUGUCUCUUUCGCGGAACUGAUGCUGUUACAUCUAUCUCUUUCUCUACUCUCCCUAUCUCUCUUCAGCGUGCCCCCUUUCGCCCAUUGUAAAUAUUUGAUUUCCAAACUGCGCGUACCCCUACGUUCAAUUCAGGAAAUGUUUAAUUGUAUAUAGAUUUUAUUUUGAAAGGAGUAGUUCUCUAAAGGGAAUAUUUUUAUAAAUAUUCAGUCUGGUCCCCCCUUCCGAUUGUAUCUCAGUUCAGGUAUCCCGCUUCUCUUUAGCUCUGUCUUUAUCGGAGUGUACACCCCCAACACAUCGUCGAUUCACAUUCUAAUGGAUUUGCAAUUAAUGUGUCAUCUGCACUUAAACGUCUCAUCAAAGCCCUACAACGUCCAGUCACAACACUCAAUUUUGCUGAACACCGUGGAACACUUUGAAUCAUUUGAUCUGCAUGUGGCAGCAUCAUGGAACUCCGCGUCGGUUUUAUUGCGCUUUAGGUGAAUGCUGUACUACUGAUGCUGGAAAUGCUCAAAGUCAACAGGGACUCGGCAAUCAGCGCUACAUGGCAGCACGAAUCGUGGCUACAGCCCAAUGCAGAGGAUCGGAGAUCGAAGCAAUGGAUGCGAUUCGCUCUGAAAUUGAAUGAUUUAGCGAUCAACGUUGGACCAGUCCAGUUCAUAGUCCUCAAGGGAGUGGCAGGAUCUUUAGAAGGAAAACCCUUGCCUGCUAUCCGGAUCACAUAAUCUGUUGCAAUGACAUUCAUUGAGUUAGCGAGCUGCGCUGGACAGUCCAUUUAAUUCAAUAGGAUAGCGCACGGAUCUUCAGAGGAAAGACCAUCUCGCGCCUGCUCUGCAGAUCUCGUCAUCUUCCAUUUUAAAUCUCACUGUAGCAAUGUGUUGGUGGCUAUAAGUGGAAGCAUCUGCGGAACAUCUUUUCAGGUUUUAGGAGUGUCACCUACGCAAGUAGAAGCAACUAAAAAAAUUCCUAAUCCAAUCCAUAAUAACAUCAGUGAAUCAAAGACUACAAUUAAAGAGACGGUCUAAAGUGAAAGUGCAAUCAAAAUUAAAAUGUGAACUCUACUUAUCCCAAAACUGAACUGAACUAAACCGAAUAGAGAAGUGAAGAAUAUUGUAUAAUACACAACAAGCGAUUAACCACAAUAUUAACAAAAAGAUAAAGCUAACAAUUCACACAACAAACAAAAACAUUAGGCUACAGAGCAGAGCCUAAAUGAAAUAUGAAUGGCCGCAAAGUUGGACGAUAUUUUAUUUUGUUUGUUUACUUCUUUUUUCUUUUUGUUGAUUUUUUUUUUUUUUUUUUUUUUGGUUUUACAAUUUUAUCGUAUUCUAAAGAAAAUUAAUUUUAAGAUCUAGUUUUAAAGCCUGUUAUUUGUUUAAUUUAUUGAAAACAAGUUUAUACUAAUGUCUUGUCUCUCUAUUGUAUACCUGUAUAUAUAUACAUAUAUAUACAACAACAUCAUCAACUUCAACAUCGACAUCAUCCAAACAACAAAAUCAUCUUCAACAUCAAAGCAACAGCAACAACCGCAACUGCACUGCAUGGGGACAAGCCAUACGAAACAGCAAGAACGAGCAAGCAAAAAGAGGAAAGUCCUCCCAGUGGAAGAUCCGUUCAACCGUUGUCCAGCUAUCACACGGCGGAGAGCUAAGCCUAUCACCACGUCGAGCCUCAGUAGUCAUCGCAGCUGUUCGGGACUUUUGUAAGCUCUUCCAAUUUUAAUCUGUUCAUAAAAGAAGAAAAUAGAAAAGAAAAAAGAAAAA